Molecule: messenger RNA, 1521 nt
Organism: Monopterus albus (swamp eel)
Lineage: Eukaryota; Metazoa; Chordata; Actinopteri; Synbranchiformes; Synbranchidae
Product: RNA binding protein fox-1 homolog 2-like
Exons: 3
Coding region: 958-1521 (187 amino acids)
Source: RefSeq, a predicted model, not a curated record
ACUGCGUGUAUCUGCAGGCUGCAUGGCUGCCUGGCUCAGCGUUCAAAGGGAGAGCGGAAGAUAGGAGGAGGGGAAUGACUACAGCAAGAGAGUAGGAGGAGGGAGGGAGUGAGGGCAGUUUCCUUUCUGUAAUACGCUGCAGGAGCACACCGGGAAAACGGAGAGAGGAAAGAAAAUAAUAGGCGAGAGAGAGAGAAGGAAACACCGCUGCUACUGUGUUCGUCCGUUUGUUGAAAGGCAGAAAUCGUCGUUUUGUGCUGCGCGCUAACAUGGGGGGGAGAGAAAGCUCCUGACGAGGAUUGACUUUCAGAGAACCUCUGCUCCGUGGUGUAAGAGUGUGGCCAAUAAGACGGAGGAGAAAGGCGACAGGGAAGACAUGUUGAGGGGCUUUUCUUCUUGAGGUUGCGGUAGGAUGUUGGUGUGCUUUUAAAAGCAGACGACUGUCGUAGAGAAAUUAAAAGCAGAUGGAAAGUGGCUGGUAGGCUGUGCGCUAUUGUUUUGACCCGUGUUUAUUGAAUUGGUUUGUUGUGAUCUGAAAUAUCGUAGGCCUCACAGCCCCGCAGUAAAUUAAUACACGGUCAGCAAACAGGGGCUCCAUAGCUGGAAAUGAACCUGACAAGCUUGUUUAUGUUUUAGCGGACAUUCUGUUUGUGUUGAGUCACUGUGUUUGCAAGGGUGGUGUUUAUGAGCCUUUUGUUUUUUUUUUAAACAAAACGCGGCGUGUGCGUUACAUUGCUCAACCAGUGAACCAAAACAGUUCCACACACAUCAACUCUUUAGGGGGUCAUACAAAGGCCCAGUAGAGAAAACAGUAAAGGCUGCUUGGCAACGUUAAAAGACGGGUUUAACUGCAUAGACAAAUCCACCACAGGUUACCUUUACGCACAAGGUGCCUCAGAUUGGGUUUAUUUAAGCCCCAGUUUAGCUCCAGAGCGGGGACUGGAUAAUAUUUUCUAGAUGUUAAUGUCGACCGACGUCGCAUCCAUCAUGCUGCCUGUGUCCCGGGGUCUCAUGGACCGGGAUAGAGAGCUGGACAUGGCCGGGGUGCAUCCGAACCCGGGCGGCGCUCCUGCAGCUGUUCGGGGCAUGAAGCGCGGAGACCCGGAGCCCGACGGACAGACAGCGGCGGCUCUGGUGGACUCAGCCGGGGCGGAGUGCAAGCGGCCCAGAAUCGACGGCUCUGGAGGAAUCGGCGAGGUUGGCCAGAACAACGACCCUUUGACCCUCAGUUACCAUGGUUACCCAUCUCAUAGUCAGCAGGGCUCUCAGGAUAGUGCUAGCGGUCAAGAGGGACUCGUCCCCCCACCUUUCUCCACAUUUCCUCCACCUCCACCGCCACCCCCUCAAAACGGCCUGGCCCUGGAUUACGGGGGAAGCUUAUACGGAGCAGGGGCUGUCCAGGGCUCCGUGGAAGCUGGCGGCGCCGCAAACAGUGGCGCCAAUGCCGCCAAUAGCCACACUCUUCCUGCAGCCAACUUUGCAGGUCUUUGUCUUAAUAGGGUGCAAAGGGCGAGUGUAUAG